Molecule: messenger RNA, 693 nt
Organism: Eutrema salsugineum
Lineage: Eukaryota; Viridiplantae; Streptophyta; Magnoliopsida; Brassicales; Brassicaceae
Exons: 2
Coding region: 207-554 (115 amino acids)
Source: RefSeq, a predicted model, not a curated record
GAGAAGAGAAGAAGCAGUAGAAGCCGAAGCCAUUGACAGUGUCCCUAAACCCUAAGGGGGUUUUUUCGAACGUUUGUGAGGUCGACGAAGCAACUUAACCGGCGUCGUUUCGGGUACACCACGUGUCAGUGGCAAUAGUAGAGUUACAUUAGAGAGAGGUUAAAAGCAUUUUUCAACAUCUGAAAGAAAGAAGAAAGACGACGACAAUGGCGGAAAAGAGCCAAAUCCCCGAUAACAACAACACAACUUCUUCUUCUUCGUCGGCGAAGAAACCGGCGCCGGAGAUUGGAUCGGGUUCAAGCUAUUCGGGUCAGAGGAUGUCGUAUCCUAACCGGCCCGAGUCGGUGAAUCCGGAUCAGGCGACGCUGAGGGAGCAGUGGAAGUUCGCGAUGAGGCAGUACAGCAAGUGGUACUCACACGCUUGGGGCACCGCGAUUCUCGCCGGAGGUGUCUUUUUCGGACUCGGCUGGAUCAUUAAAGGCUCUAAUCCUCUUCCUUCACUCCAGUCGGGUUCUAAGACUCCUCCUGCUUCUGAACGCGACGAAGAAAAAUGAUUCUGUGUCUGUGUUUCCUGGUGAGGAAAAGCAGCAUGAGGCGCGAGUUGGUGCAUCAAGAAUGGCCAUGUUCAUGUACAUUUUGAAGGAAAAAACGAUCGUUGGAAGCAGAGAAAGGACAAAGCAAGCGAUUGUAGAG